AUGGAGAUCCUCGCCAUCCUCAAAUACGGCAAAAGAAAUUUGCUUCCUCGCCUCACCCAAUCUUUCUCCCGAUCAGUACACACAGCGACAGCCACUCUGUCCCUCGUCACCAAGCACAAUACCAACAACCAAAUCUCAGCCUUCGACACCGCUCCCACUACCAUAACCCCUCAAAAUCACCAGCUUCUCCCCCGCGACAGCGCCCCUCUCUCCUCCACCGCCCUCCUCGGCGCAGUCCUUGGAUCUAUCUGCGGCUUCAUCUUCUUCGUCAUCUGCUGCUUCUUUUACAUCCGAUUCCGCGCCUGGAGUGAUACUACGAUGACGGCUAGUAGUAGGCGAAACCGAUGGAGAAGGGCUCACUAUUACCACGAUUCAUCGUCGUCGAGCAGCACGAGUGAUGGUUCGACGAGUGCGAGCUCUAGGACGUUACCGAGGGAUGUUGAGAUGGGAGAGGCGUGGUGGCCUGGGGCUGGAGUAGCAGGAGGUGCUCAGAGAGGGUAUGGCUAUGGGCAGAGUAAUAUGUAUGGGCGGGCUCAGACACAAGCACAGAUGGGCUAUGGGGUAGGCUUCGAAGGAGGAGCCACAGGAGGGAAUGUACCUCUAGGCUUCGGAAAUGUUGCGACGGCGUACGGACCGGGAGUGGCGCAGGCGCCGAGGGUGCCACCUGUUGCUACGACGAAGUGGUCUCCUCAUUUUUUGCACGUGCGCUCUUAA
Molecule: messenger RNA, 714 nt
Organism: Neurospora hispaniola
Lineage: Eukaryota; Fungi; Ascomycota; Sordariomycetes; Sordariales; Sordariaceae
Exons: 2
Coding region: 1-714 (237 amino acids)
Source: RefSeq, a predicted model, not a curated record